ACAAUCUCAAAGUGUUCAAACAUUUUUGUAUUGCUGACGAUAAAUGAAAUUUCUGUUUUCUGUUAUUUGAAUACACACAUCAUUUUAAUUGCAAUGCGCGACGUUUAAUUAAAGUGAUUGCUUUAACGAUUCCGACAAAAUGCAAGGAAAAAUGAAAUUAGUUUUACAUUGAACUUUUUAUUUUAUCUUCCGCUUAUAGUUUUAUGAAUAGGAAAAUAUUUGCACGCGAAGUGAUGAUUUAAGUGAGAUUUGAAAAGAUGCAGCAAUUACUGCUAAACUUUGUUGGUCAAAUUGUUUGAGUUUCGUAUGAGUUGAAAUCGCGCCCACAUUUCAUUUAAACACGUGAUGAGAUGAAAACAAAAAUACAAAAUAUGAGUCACACAAGAAACAUUUUUGUUUUCAAUUUUUAGUUACAAGAGAAAAGACAAAUCUUAUAACAUUAUUUAAUGAUAGAAUCACAACAUUCGCAACACAUGACAUUUGAGUGAAUUUUUCUUUAUAUCGAAACACAACUUGAAGAGAUAAAUAAAAAAAAGGAAGUGAGAGAGAAAGUAUUGCUUCCCAUUUAUUAAAAUUAUCACAUGCAUCGAUUUCUAUUUGUCUUUGGGAAAUGUUUUGUAACAAUUGAUUAAUAGGAAAAAGUAAGAAUCGAUCUUAAAAUGGGAGCAUUUCUUGAGAAGCCCAACACAGAAAAGCACAAUGAGACUGGAGAAGGAAAUGGUCUUCGUUAUGGGGUCAGCUCGAUGCAAGGAUGGCGAUGUGAAAUGGAAGACGCUCAUUUCGCAAGAACAAACUUAGGAGAAGAUUUAUCUGAUUGGAGUUAUUUUGCGGUGUUUGAUGGUCAUGCUGGCUUUAAAGUAUCAGAACAUUGUGCAAAACAUCUACUAGAAGCGAUCAUACUCUCAGAUGAAUUCAAAAGUAGUGACGUUGUAAAGGCAAUUCAUUCAGGAUUUUUGAAUUUGGAUAGUAAAAUGCGUGACAUACCUGAACUUGCAAGUGGAUCUAACAAAUCAGGAACAACAGCAGUGUGCGCUUUCAUAUCAAACGAAAAUAUUUACAUUGCAAAUUGUGGAGAUUCUCGUGCUGUUUUAUGUCGAAAUGGCGUUCCAAUCUUUUCAACACAAGAUCACAAGCCAAUUUUACCUGGUGAAAAGGAACGAAUUGUUAAUGCCGGUGGAUCGGUAAUGGUGCAACGUGUAAAUGGAAGUUUAGCUGUCUCACGUGCUCUUGGUGAUUACGAUUACAAGAAAGACACGGAAUUGGGACAAUGCGAGCAACUUGUUUCACCUGAACCAGAAAUCUUCUGUAAAGAACGGGAUCCACAAGACUAUUUCCUUGUUUUGGCUUGCGAUGGUGUAUGGGACGUGAUGAGUAACGAGGCAGUUUGCAGUUACAUUACCAAUCGUCUGCGAAUAACUGACGAUUUAGUAUUGAUAUGUAACCAAGUGAUAGAUACAUGCUUGCAUAAAGGUAGUCGCGAUAACAUGAGCAUUAUAUUAAUUCUCUUUCCCGGCGCCCCACAAAAAUCCCCAGAAGCGAUUCAAGCUGAGGAGGAGCUCGAACGAAACAUACGUAAAACUAUCAAAGAAUUCACUGAAGACUCGGAGGCUGUAUAUGAUGUGAGCACAUUGAUGAGAAUGUUGAACAGCAGCAACAUCAAUUGGCCCGCUGGAGGCGGAAUGGAAUCAAAAUAUAAACUCAUCACAGAAGUAUUCAAAGAAUUCUGCCCUGAUCUCGCUGAAACGGACCUGGAAUUGUAAAUUGCUCUAAAAACUUAACAGAAACAGAAAAAAGAAGAAAAAAAAUCAUAUUUUCAGCCAAAUAACAAUGGAACAACAUUUUUUAAAACACAUAACUAAAACGAUUAAGAAAAAGAAAAAAAUUCCGUUGAAGUUAAAGAACUUACUUAUUUUAAAUAUGUUUUGUAUGAAAAGAAAGAGAAACUCGCUUAAAUCUUUCUAGAGAUGAGGUGACUUAAUGUACCCCUCCCAAUUGUAAAAAGAAUUUUUCUUUUUCUUAAUUAUUAUUAUCAUUUAAUUUAAGUUUUUUAGGACAUUCGAUUAGUUGUGAGAGUCUUAAAAACCUUUUUUUUUCUUUAUCACAACUCUUUCAAUUUCAUUUUAUUUAUAUAGGCAAGAAAAGGAUGAGAAACAAAAUAAAUGAUUUUUUUUUGCAACAGAGUAAACCGAAGCUAAGAUUACAUUUGAAAUUAAAAUAGAUGAAAAAGAAAUGUUCAGAGAAAUUGAUUUAAGAAAAUUAAGUUGUUUUGCAUAGUGAUAACUGAUAACAGAAAAAUAAUAAAAAAAAUAUUUGUAAUAAAAUCUAAAACAAUUGGAUGAAGAAAAAUCAUAUGGAAAAAUGAAACUAUGAUGAUGAGGGUAAAAAUGUUAAUUAAGGAAAAGUACAAAAUAGGGACAAAACUUUACUUAAUUUUUGUUUGUUUUUUUUUAUGAUUCAAUCACACAUACAUUUAACUUUAUUCAAUUUAUUAAUAUUUUAUUUCUUCCUAAUAGCUACUUUUAUGUAUUUAGCAACAUUAAUUAGAUCACCCAUGAUGAUGUUAAAUAUUAACAUAAGUAAAUAUGUUUUCUUCUUGUAGCAUAGAAAAAUGUUUUUUAAGAAUUUAAUCUUAACAACAUCGUUUUGUAUACACUUAAUUUUAUUAUUCUGAAAACUUCAGUUUUAGCUUCUUUUUAUUUUAACACUUCUCGCUCAGAGAACGGAAUUUAAAAAUAAAACACAAAUUGAUUUUAUGCAAUAAUAUUUCAUUGUUUUAUGUGUUUAUUUUUAUAAUUUUCAUCUUUAUUCACAUUCUCAGAGUCGUUUGAAAGAUUUUAGAAACUGCUUGACAGAGGAAAACUAAUUGAAAGUGUGCCGUUUCAGUAGAAGCGUCCCUUCUGAAUAAAAA
Messenger RNA from Clunio marinus, 2908 nucleotides. The record is from the annotation of a GenBank genome assembly. NCBI's taxonomy places the organism in Eukaryota, Metazoa, Arthropoda, Insecta, Diptera, Chironomidae.